Molecule: messenger RNA, 2206 nt
Organism: Capsicum annuum
Lineage: Eukaryota; Viridiplantae; Streptophyta; Magnoliopsida; Solanales; Solanaceae
Product: 6-phosphogluconate dehydrogenase, decarboxylating 2
Exons: 2
Coding region: 458-1954 (498 amino acids)
Biological process (GO): pentose-phosphate shunt, oxidative branch; pentose-phosphate shunt
Cellular component (GO): cytosol
Molecular function (GO): phosphogluconate dehydrogenase (decarboxylating) activity; NADP binding
Source: RefSeq, a predicted model, not a curated record
UUCUUGAAUUCUGAUUUGGGUUUUUCCUCAUGAGCUUCAUUUGUCACACAUUUAACUUAUAUCUUUAUGAUCCCAGAUCAUAAGUUUUUUCUUUUAAAAGUAAAGUAUUGUUUGUGAAUUUUGUAAGGUAAUUAUAGCUUUCUUGGUUUUUGUUUUGUGAUUUAGCAUUUGAUUGAAAAAGUUAAGCUGCAAUUCUUGAUUUCCGAUAUGUGUUUUUCUCAUUGCUUCAUUUGGGGUGUCUUGGGGUAGGUGAAUUCAUACAUUAUACCUAUGUUUUCUUUAUUAUAACAAUGAUGUCUGGCCCGGCUUUUGCGCACCUCGACUAAAUCCACGAGAUACAUGUCACCUCCCAUCAGCAACAUAUCCAAAUCCAAAGUUUUUUAGCGCACCUCGGCUAAAUCCAUGGGAUACAUGUCAUCUCCCACCAACAAUAAAUCCAAAUCCAAGGCUAGGACAGAUGAGAAGAAUCAACAUUAAACUUAUAAUAUACACCAUGGCUGCUACCCCAACAAGAAUUGGUCUAGCUGGCCUUGCUGUUAUGGGCCAAAAUCUUGCUCUUAAUAUUGCUGAGAAAGGAUUCCCCAUAUCUGUUUACAACCGAACCACUUCAAAAGUUGAUGAGACUGUUGAACGAGCUAAAAAGGAAGGAAAUCUCCCUCUCUAUGGCUUUCAUGACCCUGAGUCCUUUGUCCUCUCUAUCCAAAAGCCUCGCGUCAUAAUCAUUCUUGUCAAGGCUGGAGCACCAGUUGAUCAGACCAUCAAAACCCUAUCUUCUUACAUGGAGAAAGGAGACUGUAUCAUUGAUGGUGGCAACGAAUGGUAUGAGAACACAGAGAGGAGAGAGAAAGAAGUGGCUGAGUUAGGUCUUCUGUAUCUAGGGAUGGGAGUUUCAGGUGGUGAAGAGGGUGCUCGAAAUGGACCGUCACUGAUGCCUGGAGGCUCUUUUGAAGCCUACAAAAACAUAGAAGAUAUCUUACUAAAAGUCGCUGCUCAAGUUCCUGAUAGUGGACCUUGUGUUACAUACAUUGGCAAAGGUGGUUCUGGAAAUUUUGUUAAGAUGGUUCACAAUGGAAUUGAGUAUGGUGAUAUGCAGCUGAUUGCAGAGGCUUAUGACGUUCUGAAAUCUGUUGGGAAGCUCUCUAAUGAUGAAUUGCAUCAAGCUUUCUCAGAAUGGAACAAAGGGGAGCUUCUGAGCUUCUUGAUUGAAAUUACAGCCGAUAUAUUUGGAAUCAAGGAUGACAAAGCAGAUGGAUAUUUGGUAGACAAGGUUUUAGACAAGACUGGAAUGAAAGGUACGGGUAAAUGGACCGUUCAGCAAGCUGCUGAACUGUCAGUUGCUGCUCCUACAAUAGCCUCGUCCUUGGAUUCAAGAUUCCUUAGUGGAUUGAAGGAUGAAAGGGUGCAAGCAGCCAAAGUUUUCAAAUCUUGUGGGGUCAGCGACAUCCUUGUUGAACAGUCUGUUGAUAAGAAGCAAUUGAUUGACGAUGUCAGAAAAGCACUCUAUGCUUCGAAAAUAUGUAGCUAUGCUCAGGGAAUGAAUUUGAUAAGGGCAAAAAGUGCUGAGAAGGGAUGGGGCUUGAAACUAGGGGAGCUUGCUAGGAUUUGGAAAGGUGGCUGCAUUAUUCGUGCUAUAUUUUUGGAUCGUAUUAAGCAAGCUUAUGACAGAAAUGCAGAUCUCGCUAACCUGCUUGUGGAUGAAGAGUUCGCAAAGGAGGUAGUUGAACGCCAGUCUGCCUGGAGAAGAGUGGUCUGCCUAGCUAUAAAUUCGGGUAUUAGCACACCUGGCAUGUCUUCAAGUCUUGCUUACUUCGACACGUACAGGAGGGAAAGGCUUCCUGCAAAUUUAGUCCAAGCUCAAAGGGAUUACUUUGGUGCUCAUACUUAUGAGAGGGCUGAUUUGUCAGGGUCAUUUCACACUGAGUGGUUCAAGAUUGCCAAACAGUCGAAGAUCUGAGUUCUGCUGGUUACAUUCUUGUCAUUGACCUAAUUGAAUAAAAUUCAUGUCCUCUCUUGUAACUGAAUCCGGGAACUUAGAUCCCGUGGUAUCAUCUUGUCAUCUGGUCUCUCAAGUAUUGAAGUUUUUAUGUUUGUUAUGGAGCCUAUUUGUACCUAUAGGCCUUGGCGGCUUUUAUCUCAUAUUAUGUCUUCCAAGUUAUUGAAACCUAUCGUACUAAUUAAAGAAAGUAUUAUUCCUUGUUUUAGAUAA